AAAAAUUUUAGAGAGAGAAAGAGUUUUAGAGAGAGAAAGAGUUUGUCGCCAUGGUUCCUCCUCCUCCUCCUCCUCCUCAGAACCACGAGUUCCAAGAGUUCUGGAACCGCGAGCGCGAGGCCCUCGGCCUCAGCCCGCCGGCGACCUCCGGCUUCGCCGCUACCGGCGAUGCGGGCACCCCUACCGCCGCCGCCCGCCUCCGCGGCCGGAGCACCCGGCAGAUCUCCCUUCUCCUUCUUCUCAAGCUCCACCGCCCUUUUUCCACCCUCUCCGCCCUCCCUCGCUUCCUCUUCCGCCUCAUCCUCACCGCCGCCCGCCGGAUCGCUUCCUCCCCUCGCACCUCUUCUCAUUCUUCCCGUCUCUACCGCCUUAUCCGUGCCUUUCUCUUUCUCGCCGUCCUUCUCCUCGCCCUUGAGCUUGUGGCUUACUUCAAGGGCUGGCAUUUCAGUCCUCCCUCCUACGCCUCCUCGCGCCACGCUUUGGAGCUCUUGUAUGCGCAAUGGCUCCAUGUUCGCGCGGCGUACUUGGCGCCGCCGGUGCAGGCGAUGGCGAACGUUUGCAUCGUGCUUUUCUUAGUUCAGUCGGUGGAUCGGUUGGUUUUGAUGCUUGGAUGCGCUUGGAUCUGGGCGAGAGGAAUCCGUCCUGUGGCGGCGAUGGAGUAUGGGAAGAAGGAGGACGGGGAUUUGGAGCAAGGGAGUAGAAGCGGAUCCGAUGAGUAUCCGAUGGUGCUGAUCCAGAUCCCAAUGUGCAACGAGCGGGAGGUUUACCAGCAAUCUAUAGCAGCAGUUUGUGUCCAGGACUGGCCUAGGGAAAGAAUGCUUGUUCAAGUUUUGGAUGACUCUGAUGAUAUGGAGGUGCAGGCCCUCAUAAAGGCGGAGGUACAGAAAUGGCAACAAAAGGGUGUACCCAUUUUUUACAGACAUCGGCUGAUACGCACAGGCUACAAGGCAGGAAACUUGAAGUCAGCCAUGAGCUGUGAUUACGUAAAGGACUAUGAGUUUGUGGCUAUUUUUGAUGCAGAUUUUCAGCCUGCACAGGAUUUCUUAAAGAGAACCAUUCCACAUUUUAAGGGGAAUGAUGAUGUGGCAUUGGUUCAAACUAGAUGGGCUUUUGUGAACAAGGAUGAAAACUUGCUCACUAGGCUGCAAAAUAUUAAUUUAUCUUUCCAUUUUGAGGUCGAACAACAGGUUAACGGUAUAUUUAUCAAUUUCUUUGGGUUCAAUGGCACUGCUGGAGUUUGGAGGAUAAAAGCUCUCGAAGAAUCUGGUGGCUGGCUGGAGAGAACUACUGUUGAAGACAUGGAUAUCGCCGUCCGAGCUCACCUUGCUGGAUGGAAGUUCAUAUAUCUGAAUGAUGUCAAGUGUCUUUGUGAACUUCCUGAGUCCUAUGAGGCAUACAAGAAACAACAGUAUCGAUGGCAUUCAGGUCCAAUGCAGCUGUUCAGGUUGUGCUUUGUCGACAUCCUUCGCUCAAAGGUCAGCUGGUCAAAGAAAGCCAAUUUGAUUUUCCUGUUCUUCCUCUUGAGAAAGCUUAUCCUACCAUUCUAUUCUUUCACUCUUUUCUGCAUAAUCCUCCCAUUGACAAUGUUCCUGCCUGAAGCUCAAUUGCCAGCUUGGGUGGUGUGCUAUGUCCCUGGUGUUAUGUCCCUCAUAAACAUCCUUCCCGCUCCGAGGUCAUUCCCAUUCAUUGUCCCCUACCUUCUUUUCGAGAACACAAUGUCUGUCACUAAAUUCAAUGCAAUGAUCUCGGGACUAUUCAAAUUCGGGAGCUCAUAUGAAUGGAUAGUCACCAAGAAAUCAGGCAGAUCAUCAGAGGCCGACCUGGUUUCCAUUUUUGAGAAGGAUUCUGUGUCCCCAGCUGAAAACAUAGGUCCACACAGAUCAUCAUCUGAUUCAGGCCUUGUCGAAUUGAACAAACUGGAGAUGUCUAAAAAAUCUGGGAAGGUCAAAAGAAACAGACUGUACAGAAAAGAACUCGCUCUAGCUUUCAUUCUUUUAACUGCCUCCGCUAGGAGCCUGUUGUCAGCUCAAGGAAUCCAUUUCUACUUCUUGCUAUUUCAAGGAAUAACUUUCCUCGUUGUCGGGCUUGAUCUUAUCGGAGAACAAGUCAGCUGAAACUAUACAGUUGAUACUCAAUUUGUUCAAACAAGGAGCUUCCGCUGUCAUGUAAUUUAUCCAAGGCCGAUUUCCACUGUUUCUCAUGGCUGCCAUUGCACCAGCAGAAUGGUCACAUUGACCCAUUUCUCAGCACAACAAGGUAUGACUUUCCUCAUUUCUGUGGAUGGAUUCACCAGCUUAAACUUGGGAAGAUUUUAUUUCUUUUUAUCAAGUUGAUCCAAUCCAAAUGCUGGCCUUGGGAAAAACAAAUACUGUACUGUACUAUGCCUGGAAUGUCAGAUGUGAAGAUAUAUUUGUUAGUUUUUCCCCCCUUAUUUGUUCACUUUUUAUUCAUUAGUAGAUCAUAUAAGUUGUUGUUUCUGUUUAAAUUUUUGUUGUUGUUAUUGAUGUUUACCCUUGAGAGUGAGAUAGUGUUUGUUUCAGGUGUGCCAAUUAUUUGCAAGAUUAAAGCAACCAUUUUGUUUUUAUUGUUAAUACUAUUCAGGUCAGGUGUAUUCUUGUUUUACAUUUGAAGUUGAAUUGAAUGUCAAGGAAGUCCCAAUAUGUAUUUUGUUUAUCAAUUAUCAAAUAAAGUUUUCUUAGUUACUAA
Molecule: messenger RNA, 2706 nt
Organism: Dioscorea cayenensis subsp. rotundata (Guinea yam)
Lineage: Eukaryota; Viridiplantae; Streptophyta; Magnoliopsida; Dioscoreales; Dioscoreaceae
Product: probable xyloglucan glycosyltransferase 6
Exons: 5
Coding region: 51-2114 (687 amino acids)
Cellular component (GO): Golgi apparatus
Molecular function (GO): glycosyltransferase activity
Source: RefSeq, a predicted model, not a curated record